Radiomyces spectabilis is the source of this 1716-nucleotide messenger RNA. RefSeq names its product major facilitator superfamily domain-containing protein. Bases 111 to 1601 code for a protein of 496 amino acids. NCBI's taxonomy places the organism in Eukaryota, Fungi, Mucoromycota, Mucoromycetes, Mucorales, Radiomycetaceae. The record is from RefSeq and is a predicted model, not a curated record. Gene Ontology annotation, cellular component: membrane. The transcript is spliced from 8 exons. Gene Ontology annotation, molecular function: transmembrane transporter activity. Gene Ontology annotation, biological process: transmembrane transport.
CCCAGGAGGAAUUAACUGAUGCAUCUAUUCGUGCAGCUUUCUUUUCCUUUACUUUCUCUUUUUUUUUUCUUUUACCCAUUUUCGUGAUUUUUUUUCUUACGUAUGACAGCAUGCUAACAGUAUCAAAAGAUUCCCUUUCUCAACCAAGCCAGCAUGAAGCAUAUAACCAAAUGGAAGAACCACUAAAUGAUUCCAACACCUUUACAGAAGAAGAAUUUCAAACCAUAGAGAAGAAAUUGAUACGCAAGAUUGAUUUAAGAUUGAUUCCAUGGCUCGCUCUUCUAUACUUGAUGUUGAGUUUGGAUAGAAAUAACAUUGGCAAUGCAAAGCUUGGAUCGCUAGAGAAGGACCUCAAUCUGAUAGGCGAUGAUUAUUAUACCGCUGUCACCAUUUUCUUUGCUGGAUACGUGCUUUUUCACAUCCCAUCCAACAUGGUAUUGAGAAUUUUGAGACCAUCGCGAUGGAUAUCAGGCACCAUGGUGCUGUGGGGAAUUUGUUCAAUAUGUCAAGCAGCAGUGCGAAAUGCAUCGGGACUCAUUGCCUGUCGCUUCUGGUUGGGUGUUUUUGAAACGGGGGUGGGACCGGCCACGCCACUGUUUUUGUCAUUUUGGUAUCAGCCUAACGAGCUGGCACUUCGCGUCGCCAUCUAUUUCGGGUCUUCGACAUUAGCUGGUGCAUUUGCUGGUGCGGUUGCUUAUGGCGUGUUGAAGGAUUUAAAUGGCGCGCAUGGUGUAGCAGGAUGGAGAUGGCUUUUCAUCGUAGAAGCUGCACCCACCAUCGUCUUUGGCCUUUUGAGUUUCUGGAUUCUUCCUGACACACCGGAAAUGACAGGAGGACGAUGGCUCACGCCUGCUGAGAAACAAGUGGCACUUUUGCGCAUCAAACAUAGUGGGAAUACCGACAACACGCUUUUUGACAGGCACCAAUUUCUCGCUGCGCUGCUCGAUUACAAAAAUUGGCUGGCAGUUGUGAUUUAUAUUGGUCUCAACGUUGCGUUGGCAAGUUAUGCCGUAUUUUUGCCGACCAUUAUACGCGAUAUGGGAUUCAGUUCGCUGAACGCCCAAUUGCUUUCCAUUCCGCCGUAUGUCGCUGCAUGCACGCUUGUAUUUGUGGUUGCGUGGAACUCGGAUCGCACAAGGCAGCGUGGAUACCACAUCAUGGUCGUAUCGUUCCUUGGUGUAUUGGGUUACAUCUUCUUGCUGGCGACCCUCAAUGUCGGAUUGCGAUAUACAGGAGCGAUUCUCGUAGCGUGCGGUAUCUACCCUAUCAUUCCGCUGACCUUGUCUUGGGUAUCCAACAAUCAACUCGGUCACACGAAACGCGGGGUCGCCAUCGCCAUGACGAGCAUGGUAGCUCAGUGCUUCAGCAUGCUGGGCACCCAGAUCUACAAACCGGCAGAUGCUCCACGGUACGUGAAAGGGCAUGUCAUAUGUCUCGCGUUCAUGACACUGGGCGGCAUUUCGGCCGCAACACUGCGAUUUCUGUUGAAACGGGAAAAUGACCGUCGUGAUCGCGAGCAUGGACCUCAGGGAACCAUGCUGCAUGCCCAAGAUGUGGAGAAACUGUACGAUAACCAUCCUAACUUUCGAUACACAUUGUAACUUAUAUUGUCCAUUCAAUGAGCAUGUCUUACCUACGUAACCAAUGUAAUAAUGUUUAUCCAUCCAACUUCAAUAUCAACAUAUUCAAACAGUCGAAAAUCCCUCUUUUUGUUUU